AUGUCCGCGAAGAUGUGCCACGUCGUCAUGUUUGCUCUCGACGCAACGAAGUUCGCCGCCAAUCUUCCGGGUUCCGAGUUGCAGCGGCACCUGAAAUUACUUCGCGAAACAGUUCCGGGUUUGCUCGAAAUUAAUAUGGGCCCAACUGGAACGGAUCUUUUUCCCGGUUAUGUGGAUUGCAGCGGUGGUUUUACUCAUUGCCUUGUCUCAAAGCACACAGAUGUAAAGGCACUGCAGGAAUAUGUGGCGCAUCCGAACCACGUCACGUUUGCGGAAUUACUAAAGGCCUCAUAUUCCAAACCUCCCAUCCGUGUGGACUUUGAGCUGAAGGAGUGA
Messenger RNA from Trypanosoma brucei brucei TREU927, 336 nucleotides. RefSeq lists its product as hypothetical. The record is from RefSeq and is a predicted model, not a curated record. Bases 1 to 336 code for a protein of 111 amino acids. The transcript has a single exon. NCBI's taxonomy places the organism in Eukaryota, Euglenozoa, Kinetoplastea, Trypanosomatida, Trypanosomatidae.